UCUCUUCGCUCUCGUUUCUCUAUAAAUAACCCAUCCCAAUACACCUGUUUAUCCAUCCAAAAAGAGAAGCAAAUCUCAAGUCUCCAUACGUUAUUUGAAGUGAUGGCAUUGUCAAGCACUGCUGGUAAAGUCAUCAAGUGCAGAGCUGCUGUGGCGUGGGAAGCUGGAAAGCCACUGGUGAUUGAGGAAGUGGAAGUGGCACCACCACAGGCUAAUGAAGUCCGUGUCAAGAUCCUCUUCACUGCUCUUUGCCACACCGAUGUUUACUUUUGGGAGGCCAAGGGCCAAACACCUCUAUUUCCUCGCAUAUUUGGGCAUGAAGCUGGAGGAGUUGUGGAGAGUGUGGCGGAGGGAGUUACCGAUCUCGAGUCGGGAGACCACGUUCUUCCGGUGUUCACUGGGGAAUGUCGGGAAUGUCGCCAUUGUCAGUCGGAGGAGAGCAACAUGUGCGAGCUUCUCCGAAUCAACACGGACCGUGGAGUGAUGAUCAACGACGGCAAGAGCCGAUUCUCCAAAAACGGACGCCCAAUUUACCACUUUGUGGGAACCUCAACGUUUAGCGAAUACACUGUUGUCCAUGUCGGGUGUCUCGCAAAGAUCAACCCCACAGCCCCUCUUGACAAGGUCUGUGUUCUCAGCUGCGGAAUAUCCACAGGCCUUGGCGCCACUUUGAACGUUGCAAAGCCCACCAAGGGCUCCUCUGUUGCUGUUUUUGGACUUGGUGCUGUAGGCCUUGCUGCUGCUGAGGGUGCAAGAAUUGCCGGGGCCUCGCGGAUCAUAGGCGUUGAUCUUAAUCCAAGUCGAUUCGAGGAAGCCAAGAAGUUUGGUGUGAAUGAGUUUGUGAAUCCAAAGGAUUAUGACAAGCCCAUCCAGCAGGUGAUUGUUGAGAUGACUAAUGGAGGAGUUGAUAGGAGUGUUGAAUGCACUGGAAGCAUCCAAGCAAUGAUCUCAGCUUUUGAAUGUGUUCAUGAUGGUUGGGGUGUUGCUGUGCUAGUUGGUGUACCAAACAAGGACGAUUUGUUCGCAACUCAUCCAAUGAAUCUUUUGAACGAAAAAACUCUUAAGGGUACUUUCUUUGGCAACUACAAGCCCCGUUCCGACAUUCCAAAUGUCGUCGAACAAUACUUGAACAAGGAGCUAGAAUUGGAGAAAUUUAUCACUCACUCGGUCCCAUUUUCUGAAAUUAACAAGGCGUUUGACUAUAUGUUACAGGGACACUCAAUUCGAUGCAUCAUUCGAAUGGAAGAUUGAGUUUGUCUUGUUGGUUUUAAAAAAAAACAUGUUUCUUUUUUGUUUGUUUUCUGAGAAGUGUUUUUCCUCUGGUUUGUUCUUUGUAUAAUUGUAACUGCAUGAGUUUUUUAUUUUUGCUGUGGAGUUUCGUUGUAUAUUCAAGUGUUUGGCUGUAAAUCGUAAAUACAGUUUGAUAUUGAAUAAACUACUCACUUAAUAUUA
This is a messenger RNA of Momordica charantia (bitter melon), 1452 nucleotides long. RefSeq names its product alcohol dehydrogenase 1-like. Gene Ontology annotation, molecular function: S-(hydroxymethyl)glutathione dehydrogenase [NAD(P)+] activity; zinc ion binding; alcohol dehydrogenase (NAD+) activity. The record is from RefSeq and is a predicted model, not a curated record. Gene Ontology annotation, biological process: formaldehyde catabolic process. Gene Ontology annotation, cellular component: cytosol. NCBI's taxonomy places the organism in Eukaryota, Viridiplantae, Streptophyta, Magnoliopsida, Cucurbitales, Cucurbitaceae.